Molecule: messenger RNA, 1236 nt
Organism: Arthroderma uncinatum
Lineage: Eukaryota; Fungi; Ascomycota; Eurotiomycetes; Onygenales; Arthrodermataceae
Exons: 2
Coding region: 1-1236 (411 amino acids)
Source: RefSeq, a predicted model, not a curated record
AUGUUAGGAGACCCGAUAUCACUUAGCUCUGGGCUCAUUACGUUGGUGGGGUUUACUCUCGGGUCAGCAAACACCCUCUUCAAGACUAUAGAUAGCUUCCAGACGAAUAAGAGAACCAUUCGUGAGCUCAGAGAAGAACUUAAAGACCUGGAAGAAGUUCUCAAUAACCUCAAACGGCAUACUGCAGAGAGUGGCUCGGAGCUUACUUCCCUUAAGCAUCCGUUGCUUCGGUGCGGAAAUGUGUGCAAGGACUUUGAUGAUACAAUCAGAAGAUGUACUACAAAUUCCGAUGGCUUGAGGACAAGUUUCCGCGACUGGGCCAAGUUAACGUAUAUGGGUGAGGAUAUAUCUCGAUUCAAACUUAUGGUUUCGGGAUAUAAGUCGACAAUUAGUAUCGCGAUUGGCGGCGCUAUUCUUCAGAAGACCAGUGUUAAUGCGAAAGCCCUCGAGGGAUACAAGAAGUUGGUCGCGGAUACGACAUCUGACCUCAAAGAACAUCUGGUGGAAAUAGAGAGCAAGCUCGAUGCCUUCGUAAUCCCCAGCGCUGAAUUAUCCGACAAGACGAAUCAAGAGCUGGCCAAUAUCAAAGAGGAAAGGGAGAACACCAAAAAAUGUCUCGAAAUUUGUGCCGAGGUCGGUGAUUAUAUCGACAUGGUCCAGCAUCGUCGACUUAGCGAUAUUUCGUCCUCGGAGCUCAAAUAUGCAACAAUCAAUACGUUGAAAGGUUGUAAAGAUACGCUUACCGCCUUUUCCACUCAGAUGGAACAGCGUUCAGAACAGGCAAAUACCAGGCUAGGGAAACUCCUAGCACUGAAUGCAGAUGAUUCUUAUGAGGAAGAUGCUAAGUUGGUAGAGGAAAUCCAGGCCGAAAGAGACAGUCUCAAACAUUGUAUUGGUGUCUGCAAUGAAAUGUCUGUGGAGGCAAAUCGCGUGCGGACCAACAUCUUCGAAGACAUUACCUCGUCAGAUGAUUCUCACCUGGUGUUUAUUUCAACCGUUGGUGAUCUUAUUUCCGCAAGUCGGAUUACCACAGGGGCUAGGUCGGAAUACUGGAUGGGUCAGAUGUCUGAUGACUCCGUUAAGCAACUGUCUCAAGAUCGCACCGUUAUUACUCUCCGAAAACCUUUUGAAGGUACUUCGAGUAAUACAUUGGACAGCUCCUUGGAUAAUAAGUCAUCUCCAAAGGACGGCUUUCUUCACCGUCAUGGCUCAGGCCGACAGGUAGGGGAGAAGUGA